Molecule: messenger RNA, 3558 nt
Organism: Oncorhynchus nerka (sockeye salmon)
Lineage: Eukaryota; Metazoa; Chordata; Actinopteri; Salmoniformes; Salmonidae
Product: UBA-like domain-containing protein 2
Exons: 3
Coding region: 150-686 (178 amino acids)
Molecular function (GO): protein binding
Source: RefSeq, a predicted model, not a curated record
GACAUAUUUGUUGUUACUGGAAGGCGAGGGUAGAGCGUGGUAAGGAGGAUCAGGUUUGAGCGAUUGAAUUCGAAAUUUUGAAGAAAAAACGAGGCUUUGUUUUCCUAGGUUUCAACGAUAAAAUAACUGAGGUGGGGUGAAGAGCGGUUAUGUCGGUGAAUAUGGACGAACUCAGGCAUCAAGUGAUGAUCAACCAGUUUGUUUUGACUGCUGGUUGUGCUGCUGAUCAAGCGAAGCAGCUUCUUCAAGCGGCUCACUGGCAAUUCGAGACAGCCUUAAGCUCCUUUUUCCAGGAGGCCAACAUCCCUAGUCACCACCACCAGAUGAUGUGCACUCCAAGGAACACCCCAGCCACGCCGCCUAACUUCCCCGACACCAUCACCAUGUUCUCCAAGCUGAGGGCGUCAGACUGCUCGGGGAGCUCCGGAGGCGGAGUUCCCACCCAGGUGUCCAUGGCCUGCUCUCCCCCCUCCUCCACAACUGGCUUCGGGUCCUUCUGGGCCUCAUCACCCCCCAACCACCAGCCCGUCUGGCUGCCCCCCUCCUCGCCCACAGGCCACCACAUGCACCACCACCACUACCAGCACCACCACCACAUGCACCAGACCCCCAUGUGGCCCCCUGUGUCCCAGCCCGGCAGCGCCCAGCAGACCCCUGUUGUAUCGGUCCUGCAUGGCCAGAGAUGAGACUCUACCCAGGUGUGGGAAGGAGGGGGCUGGGGAGGAUAGGGUGGGGCUGGGCUGGGCUAUGUGCAGCCUAAUGAAUCUACUAGGGGGGUUGGGUGUCAGGAUUAAAGGGUCUUGUUGGCCAAGGGGAAAAGACACGCUACUGUUUUUUUCCUUCCUUUCUUUCUGUUUUUCUAAAAUGACUAUGAACAAUGUCUUCUUUGGAGUACAUCGGUUUCCUCUCUCUCUCUCUUCAUCAUAACUCAUAAAAGCCUGGGAAGAACCGGGGGAGAACCACUAAUAACAAUAUGAGGAAGUGGAAUAACGAAGGGGGUGGAGUCUCUGACCCCCCAAAGGACUCUGGGAAAUGCAGUUUUCUUUGUCAAUGCAAGUCGAGCCCUGGACCCAGCAGAGCACUUACUUAGGAUAGGAGCCAUGUGAUCUGCUAAAGUGCUUGAUCAUUGGUUGUUUUUCAAAACUCUACUCUCCCUUGGGGUUCAAUAACGCUCCAGUGAUGUGACCAGAUUUCACAAUAACCAGCAGACAAAAACAAAAUGGGACUGCAACACAAAUGAUGAUGGUUUUGUGUUCUCGGCUGAUCUUAUGGCCCAGAAAAAAUAUUUUUCAAUAUUGUUUGUGGUAUGGAUAUCUGUAUUGUACAGAUCAUGGACAAACACUGUAGCCAUUUUGUCAAGUUUCAUGUAGCCAUGUAUCUCUUUUUAAAAUGUCUAUUUUGUAAGUACUAUGUAGCUUAGUGAAACUUGACUCAGUGGCUCCACUGCAUGCUGUUGUGUCUGAGAAGUGGGCUCUUCAGUAUGUGUGGACUCGAAGCUUUGGUUUAAAGUGUCUGAAAGCUGACCUUCACAUCAGAGGUGUUUUAAGGAGACGUGUAAAGAAAUGUUAAUACUGUAAUUCGGUUUGUGUUGAGAUACAGCAAAGUAUGCAAUCAUUUGAUGGAAGCCUGAAGCCAGUUUAAAGGCUGAUACAUUUUUAUCCUUGUUUUUGGGAACAUUUUCUACCUAUGGAUGUCAAAGGACUCCCGAGUGUCGCAGUGGUCUAAGGCACUGCAUCUCAGUUCUAGAGGCGUCACUACAGACCCUGAUUUGAUUCCAGGCUGUAUCACAACCGGCCGUGAUUGGGAGUCCCAUAGGGUGGCGCACAAUUGGCCCAGCAUCGUCCGGGUUAGGGUUUGGCCGGGGUAGGUCGUCAUUGUAAAUAAGAAUUUGUUCUUAACUGACUUGCCUAAUAAACCUUCUUUUGACUGAUAAUGUAAACUGGUUUUCAGUGACAAUUAUGGAAACAUCUUCUGAACUCCAUUGUAAAUAAAGGCUCAGCAGAAACAAAGUGCAAAAACGUUGAACUCUGUAACCUGGCUGGGGACGAGAUUGAGAUCUCAGUUAUGCUGUCAACACUGAAUUUAAUCUGGUUUGCAAAUGUUUUGACUAACAUAGAUGGGUGUGAGCCACCAGUAGGCUACCUCUUAGUAGAGGUUUCUAUGGGGAGUAGAGGCCAACUCAGUGAUUUACUACGCAAUCUCUAGCAGAAGAUCAACUGGUCCUACCUCUGGUUAAAUGGGAGAGGCCGAAUGUAUUCCCUGCAGAAACAGUCGGUUUCAAUGGGUCAGAUUAGCAGAACCUCUCCUAGUGCUCAAAACGUGUGUAAUUCCCUCCGUUAGAAUAGUGGCUGAUUGACUGAUGAUGAAUUGAGUGUCUUGUCAACUAGAAUUAUGAAUUUAGUACGGGUUGCAAAUAUUUACUAAAUGAUUGUUCAGGCAAUGUUUACAUAUGAGAUUCAGUGUACUGAUGAACAAUGCUUCAUAACCCAGAGUCUUACUUAUAGGUGAGCUCUUCAUACAACAGCCCAUGUCAGAACAUUUGCAAAUCUAUCAAUGGUAACAGAUGGAAAGGUAGCCAUUUUCACCAUCAUUCUCAUUAUAAUUGUCACAAUAAAGAGGGAAUGGGAGGUCUGAACAGGUUGCAGUUGUAUACAGAGGGUACUUUUUCUGAAAUAAUGUCACAUUCAUUCAUGCCCUCACUAAAUGAUGCUUUAAUAUUAUGCCUGCCUGCCACGUCUUCACUCAGACAAUCAUAUUCACACGAUCCCUCUGGUUGAAUACAUGUCAAAUCACAUUUGUCAAGCUUGUGACCUUUUGUGAGGAUGAUUUUAUAAUGUACAAUAUGGACAGUCGUGUAGCGUUAGACAGAUGCCACCUGGCCAAUGUGGACCCUUGUCAAUGUCACCAGAAAGAAGGGACACUGCUCCACUGUGCUGCCAUGUGGUCUGUUCUGGUUCUAAAUCCAUGGAUCUUUUCAGAUGGACAUUAGAAACUCAACGGUGGUUCCUCUUGGGGUGUUCAUAGCGCCGCCUCAUUCAUUAACUCAUGUGUUCUAUUAAGGGGAACGUUUGUUGUCAACUGCAUGAGUUUUGGUUGGUGAUUUUCUAGUUUGUGUUUUUAACAAGGUGGGAGUGGAGGAUGGUCCCAUAAUGAGUGUUUCCUGCUGUGUGGAUUACUGGUUCCUCCUCCUCAGUAUUGUUGUGGUAACUAACACACCCAGACACAGUAGUGUUGGGUGAUUAUGGUUCCUGUGGUGAUGUGACCCGGUCUCCAUUCUCCCUUAUUAUCCUUGAUCAACAGUAGACAGUUUGGUCCCCCAUGAUAUCUGUACAAACUGGGUGUUAUGAAAUGUUCGAUCGUCAUGUUCACCCAUACAAGAUGUGCAGAAUGCCUGAUGGGAAUCCGAAAACAAGUCAAACAACAAGAACUUCUCAUGGAGCCUCAUUUACAUCUCUCUAAUCCAACUUUUUAUAUAGAUAUUUCUCUCCUGUACUGUGUUUAUUUCCCCUGUUGAAAUGUGUAUUUAUAUGUUUAAUAAAAUAAGGUAUGAUCUGCUAA